GUGGCUUCUUUCUGCCCGAUCCCUCAUCCUCUGGCGUGGCAUUUUCUCCAUGACAGUCUGCCCCUGAACUGCUCUGGCUGAUGCUUUGGUAAAGGCUUGCAAGGAAAGAGAGUAACAGCCGCUGGCGAAUCCAGUUUGCGUAAGCACCAUCAGCAAUGGAUGAGACCUUCCCCAGGCUGGAAGAAGACUGGAAAAAAGGACUUCAGCGAGAGGCGGCUUGGCAGUGUGCUGCUCUGGUUGGUGAAGACCAGCCUCUUUGCCCAGAUCUUCCUGAACUUGACCUUUCUGAACUAGAUGUGAAUGACUUGGAUACAGACAGCUUUCUGGGUGGACUCAAGUGGUGCAGUGACCAAUCAGAAAUAAUUUCCAAUCAGUACAACAAUGAGCCUUCCAACAUAUUUGAGAAGAUAGAUGAAGAGAAUGAGGCAAACUUGCUAGCAGUCCUCACAGAGACCCUGGACAGUCUCCCUGUGGAUGAAGACGGAUUGCCCUCAUUUGAUGCUCUGACAGAUGGAGACGUGACCACUGACAACGAGGCUCGUCCUUCCUCCAUGCCUGACGGCACCCCUCCACCUCAGGAGGCAGAAGAACCGUCUCUACUUAAGAAGCUCUUACUGGCGCCAGCCAACACUCAGCUAAGUUAUAAUGAAUGCAGUGGUCUCAGUACCCAGAACCAUGCAAACCAUAAUCACAGGAUCAGAACAAACCCUGCAGUUGUUAAGACUGAGAAUUCAUGGAGCAAUAAAGCGAAGAGCAUUUGUCAACAGCAAAAGCCACAAAGACGUCCCUGCUCAGAGCUUCUCAAGUAUCUGACCACAAACGAUGACCCUCCUCACACCAAACCCUCAGAGAACAGGAACAGCAGCAGAGACAAAUGCACCUCCAAAAAGAAGUCCCACACACAAUCACAGUCGCAACAUUUACAAGCCAAACCAACAACUUUAUCUCUUCCUCUGACCCCCGAGUCACCAAAUGACCCCAAGGGUUCCCCAUUUGAGAACAAGACUAUUGAACGAACCUUAAGUGUGGAACUCUCUGGAACUGCAGGCCUAACUCCACCCACAACUCCUCCUCAUAAAGCCAACCAAGAUAACCCUUUUAGGGCUUCUCCAAAGCUGAAGUCCUCUUGCAAGACUGUGGUGCCACCACCAUCAAAGAAGCCCCGGUACAGUGAGUCUUCUGGUACCCAAGGCAAUAACUCCACCAAGAAAGGGCCCGAGCAAUCCGAGUUGUAUGCGCAGCUCAGCAAGUCCUCAGUGCUCACCAGCGGACAUGAGGAAAGGAAGACCAAGCGGCCCAGUCUGCGGCUGUUUGGUGACCAUGACUACUGUCAAUCAAUUAAUUCCAAAACGGAAAUACGCAUUAAUAUAUCACAGGAGCUCCAAGACUCUCGACAACUAGUAUAUAAACAUGCCUCCUCUGAUUUGCAGGGGCAGAUUUGUUCUUCCACAGAUUCAGACCAGUGCUACCUGAGAGAGACUUUGGAGGCAAGCAAGCAGGUCUCUCCUAGCAGCACCAGAAAACAGCUCCAAGACCAGGAAAUCCGAGCCGAGCUGAACAAGCACUUCGGUCAUCCCAGUCAAGCUGUUUUUGAUGACGAAGCAGACAAGACCAGUGAACUGAGGGACAGUGAUUUCAGUAAUGAACAAUUCUCCAAACUACCUAUGUUUAUAAAUUCAGGACUAGCCAUGGAUGGCCUGUUUGAUGACAGCGAAGAUGAAAGUGAUAAACUAAGCUACCCUUGGGAUGGCACGCAAUCCUAUUCAUUGUUUGAUGUGUCGCCUUCUUGCUCUUCUUUUAACUCUCCAUGUAGAGAUUCCGUGUCGCCACCCAAAUCCUUAUUUUCUCAAAGACCCCAAAGGAUGCGCUCUCGUUCAAGGUCUUUUUCUCGACACAGGUCGUGUUCUCGAUCACCAUAUUCCAGGUCAAGAUCAAGGUCCCCAGGCAGUAGAUCCUCUUCAAGACAUGAGCAUUGGAUCGUCCAUGAAGAGACUGGGUUCAAGUUAGGUCUAAAGGAGGCAGCAGAGGAACAUUGGUUAAGAAAGUCAUCAUUUCUUACCUGUGAUGGGUCAACACCUAACUGGGAAGAACGCCGUGUGAUUUAUGUUGGUAAAAUCAGACCUGACACAACACGGACAGAACUGAGGGACCGUUUUGAAGUUUUUGGUGAAAUUGAAGAGUGCACAGUAAAUCUGCGGGAUGAUGGAGACAGCUACGGUUUCAUUACCUACCGUUAUACCUGUGAUGCUUUUGCUGCUCUUGAAAAUGGAUACACUUUGCGCAGGUCAAAUGAAACUGACUUCGAGCUGUACUUUUGUGGACGCAAGCAAUUUUUCAAGUCUAACUAUGCAGACCUAGAUUCAAACUCAGAUGACUUUGACCCUGCUUCUACUAAGAGCAAGUAUGACUCUCUGGAUUUUGAUAGUUUACUGAAAGAAGCUCAGAGAAGCUUGCGCAGGUAACAUGUUCCCUGACUGAGGAUGACAGAGGGAUGGUGAAUACCUCACGGGACAGCGCGUCCUUCCCUAACAGACUAUUCCAAAUCAUACUUAGGAAUUUCUCCUACUUUACACUCUCUGUACAAAAGCAAAUUAAAAGAACAACAGUACAACAAGAACAACAACCACAACCAUGGUUUACAUGAACACAGCUGCUGAAGAGGCAAGAGACAGAAUGAUAUCCAGUAAGCACACGUUUAUUCAUGGGUGUCGGAUUUGCUUUCUCUGGAGUCUCUUAGUGAUGGUGUGUGUGUGUGUGUGUGUGUGUGUGUGUGUGUGUGUGCAUGUGCACGUGUAUGUGUGCAUGUGAACCUGGUUUGGGGGAAGUAUGUGUGUGCACUUGUGGAGACUGGGGGCACCCGAUCAGAAUGUGCAAGGGCAAAUCACUUCAAAUGGCAGCAGUUCCACGAAGACACACUUAGAACCUAGAACUUCAAAAUGUUCAUAUUCUAUUCAAAUGGAAAAAAAAAUACACAAAUUAAAAAUGAAAGAAAACUAACCAACCAACCACAAACCACCCUAAAAUGACAGCCGCUGAUGUCUGGGCAUUGGCCUCCUUCGUACUGUAUUUUUUAAGAAAGUGCAAAAUCAACUUGAAGCAAGCUCUCUCGUAACAUAGUGAUUAUAUGACAAUCCUGAAGAAACCACAGGUUCCAUAGAACUAGUAUCCUGUCUCCUCUCUCUCUCCCCCCCCCACACUUUUUUCUUUUUCCUUUUGCCAUGGAAUCUGGGUGGGAGAGGAUACUGUGGGCACCAGAAUGCUAAACUUUCCUAACAUUUUGAAGUUUCUGUAGUUCGUCCUUUAUCUUGACACUCAUGUAUGUGUCCAAAAUGUUGAUCUUCCACUGCAAAUUUCAAAAGCCUUGUCGAUGGUCAAGCGUGCAGCUUGUUCAGCGGUUCUUUUUGAGGAGCGGACACGGUGUUACAUUACUAAUGAGAGUUGGGUAGAACUCUCUGGGAUGUGUUCAGAUAGUGUAAUUGCUACAUUCUCUGAUGUAGUUAAGUAUUUACAGAUGUUAAAUGGAGUAUUUUUAUUUUAUGUACAUACUAUACAAUGAUGUUCUUUUUUUUGUUACAGCUAUGCACUGUAAAUGCAGCCUUCUUUUCAAAACUGCUAAAUUUUUCUUAAUCAAGAAUAUUCAAAUGUAAUUAUGAGGUGAAACGAUUAUUGUACACUAACAUAUUUAGAAGCUGAACUUACUGCUUAUAUAUAUUUGAUUGUAAAAAAAAAAAAAGACAGUGUGUGUGUCUGUUGAGUGCAACAAAACAAAACGAUGCUUUACGCAAUCCAUCCCUGCUUAGGUGAGCUUCUAUCUAAGCAUCUUGUCAAGAAAUAUCCUAGUCCCCUAAAGGUAUUAACCACUUCUGCGAUAUUUUUCCACAUUUUCUUGUUGCUUGUUUUUCUUUGAAGUUUUAUACACUGGAUUUGUUAGGGGAAUGAAAUUUUCUCAUCUAAAAUUUUUCUAGAAGAUAUCAUGAUUUUAUGUAAAGUCUCUCAAUGGGUAACCAUUAAGAAAUGUUUUUAUUUUCUCUAUCAACAGUAGUUUUGAAAACUAGAGGUCAAAAAUCUUUUUAAGAUGCUGUUUUGUUUUAAUUUUUGUGAUUUUAAUUUGAUACAAAAUGCUGAGGUAAUAAUUACAGUAUGAUUUUUACAAUAAUUAAUGUGUGUCUGAAGACUAUCUUUGAAGCCAGUAUCUCUUUCCCUUGGCAGAGUAUGAUGAUGGUAUUUAUCUGUAUUUUUUACAGUUAUGCAUCCUGUAUAAAUACUGAUAUUUCAUUCCUUUGUUUACUAAAGAGACAUAUUUAUCAGUUGCAAAUAGCCUAUUUAUUAUAAAUUAUGAGAUGAUGAAAAUAAUAAAGCCAGUGGAAAUUUUCUACCUAGGAUGCAUGGCAUUUGUCAGGUUGGAGUGUAAGUGCUUCAUUUGGGAAAUUCAGCUUUUGCAGAAGCAGUGUUUCUACUUGCACUAGCAUGGCCUCUGACGUGACCAUGAUGUUGUUCUCGAUGACAUUGCUUCUGCUAAAUUCAAUAAAAACUUCAGAAAAAACCUUCAUUUUGAGCAUCAGGAUUUCAUCUGAGUGUGAAGUCCCCGGAAUGGAAUUCAGUAAAGUUUGGAGUGUGUAUUCCAGUUUCUAAACUGAGAUUCGAUUACUGUUUGGCUGACAUGACUUUUCUGGAAGACGUGAUAUACCUACUACUUAAUUGUUCUUUUCCUUUCUCCCAUCCAACAUGAUCUUAUAAAAUGGAUUUCACCCCCAGGCCAAUGCAGCUAAUUUUGAUAGCUGCAUUCAUUUAUCACCAGCAUAUUGUGUUCUGAGUGAAUCCACUGUCUGUCCUGUCGGAUGCUUGCUUGAUUUUUUGGCUUCUUCUUUUUAAGUAGAUAGAAAGCAAUAAAAAUACUAUGAAAUAAAAGAACUUGUUCACAGGUUCUGCGUUACAACAGUAACACAUCUUUAAUCCGCCUAAUUCUUGUUGUUCUGUAGGUUAAAUGCAGGUAUUUUAACUCUGUGUGAACGCCAAACUAAAGUUUACAGUCUUUCUUUCUGAAUUUUGAGUAUCUUCUGUUGUAGAAUAAUAAAAUAAAAAGACUAUUAAGAGCAAUAAAUUAUUUUUAAAAAAUCAAUAUUUAGUAAAUCCUACUAUGUGUUCAAGGACCAGAUGUGUUCUCUAUUUUGCCUUUAACUUUUUGUGAUCCAAUUUUAAAUACAUUCUCCUUUGUGCCCUGGAUUGUUGACAUAAGUGAAACACUUGGGUUUUUUUGUUUGUUUGUUUUCUUACUUAUCAAAAGACAAGACUACAGAUUUCAUGUCAAGGAUUAAUUUAUGUCCCCUCCAGCCUGAGAAAUAUUGUUACCAGGAAGAUAGUUUUUCUCCAUGAACUUCAAAUUGCAUCUAAAAUUAGUGGAGCCUUUGUAUCUUAUGCAAAUGCUGUGGGUAGCCCAUCAAAAUAUAAGCUGUGUUCCUUUUAUUUUUAUUUUAAAUUUUUUUUGGAAGAGAAUAUUUCAAAUGAGCACAUGCACCCCAUCAUUACCGGAAGCAAAUUUCAGCGUAGAUCUGUAGGAUUUUUAGAUGAUCGUGGGCCAUUGCCUUCAUGCUGUGGUAAGUACCACAUCUACAAUUUUGGUAAUCGAACUGGUGCUUUAGAAAUGUGGUUUUGUUUUGUUUUGUAAGAGACGUAGCAGAAUAAUUCUUCCAGUGCGACAAAAUCAAUUUUGCUAAACGACUCUGAGAACAACGGUUGGGCUGUCAACAUUCAAAGCAGCAGAGAGGGAACUUUGCACUAUUGGAGUAUAAUGUUUGGGUCAGUUGAAAAAAGGAAACCUUUUCAUGCCUUUUAGAUGUGAGCUUACAGUAGGUAAUGAUUAUGUGUCCUUUUCUGAUGGCUGUAACGAGAACUUCAAUCACCGUAGUCUAAGACCUGAUCUAUAGAUGACCUAGAAUAGCCAUGUACUAUAAUGUGAUGAUUCUAAAUUUGUACCUAUGUGACAGACAUUUUCAAUAAUGUGAACUGCUGAUUUGAUGGAGCUACUUUAAGAUUUGUAGGUGAAAGUGUAAUGCUGUUGGUUGAAAUAUGCUGAAGAGGGAAAGUGAGCGAUUAGUUGAGCCCUUACAGGGCUUUUUUUCCCACCUGCCAAUUCUACAUGUAUUGUUGUGGUUUUAUCCAUUGUAUGAAAAUUCCUGUGAUUUUUUUUUUAAAUGUGCAGUACACAUCAGCCUCACUGAGCUAAUAAAGGGAAACGAAUGUUUCAAAUCUA
Molecule: messenger RNA, 6250 nt
Organism: Galeopterus variegatus (Sunda flying lemur)
Lineage: Eukaryota; Metazoa; Chordata; Mammalia; Dermoptera; Cynocephalidae
Gene: PPARGC1A
Product: peroxisome proliferator-activated receptor gamma, coactivator 1 alpha
Exons: 12
Coding region: 156-2462 (768 amino acids)
Biological process (GO): positive regulation of transcription by RNA polymerase II
Cellular component (GO): nucleus
Molecular function (GO): RNA binding; transcription factor binding
Source: RefSeq, a predicted model, not a curated record